AUUUCUCGAUGUGAAUAAGAAAUGACUGAAUUUCCAUGAAAAUGAUAAUAGAAACACUUAAAUGGCGCCUUAGUUGAGGUUCCACCUUUUCUUGUGUCUACAUUUUCAGUUCUCUUUCUGUUCUCUUUCUUUUUCUUUUUCUCUUUCUUUUUUGUUCUUUUCUCUUUUUGUCUCUCUUUCUCUCUGUGUUGAUUUUUUCUUCUCUCGAUUCUGUUCAUUUGAAUUGUGUCUUUUUUUUUUCUCUCUCUCUCUCUGUCACUUACACAUUUAAAUUUCCAUUAGUUAGUUACCUAAUUAACCAUAAUCAUCGACUUAAAGUUAAUCAUCAACAUCUUAGUUUCUUUUCUAAUUCUUUUUUCUUUUUUUUCUUUCCCAUAUUCCUCAGUCUUAUUGGCUCUCUCUUUGCAUAAUUUUCUCUUUCUCUCACUUUGAUGUUUUUACUCUUUUUCAUUCUCUUUCAUUCUCUCUUUUCCUCUCUUUCUUCUGACUCUUUUGUUUUGUUUUAGUUUUAGUUUUUUUUUGCUCUUCCAUCAUCAUCUUAUUACCAUGAAUUCAGUGUUGAUUUUCUAUUCUCUUUCAAUGGAAUCAAACCUUCACUCCAAAGGAAUCAACAUUGUAAACAAAAGACCAAACGUUUCAUCUUCUUCAUGAUUUCAUAUAUAAUUUCCAGUAUAGGAAGGUUUCCAAUGGAAAAAUAACCCCAGACCCGACUAGUGGCGUGAUUUUAUUGAAAAGCGCGAUUUAUGAACAACAAACUUGAUGAUUAAAGAGAUAUAUAAAUAGAUAAAGAACUCAAAAUCCAAAUAACAACGCGCACCAUUUUCGCCUUUCUCUCUCAAAGCUCUUUUUUCUCUCUCUCUCUCUCUCGCUCUUUGUCUUUCUUUUCUUCUUUCUUUCUUUAAAGGCUUCUUAAGAACUAACCAUCAAAGUAACACAUUGAUACUUUUGCUGUUUAAUCAUCAACAUUAACCACUAAUUAACAGUAUAAUUGUGGAUAACAAAACAUCAAACACUUUACAUCGGUGAUAUUGUGCCAAUCGGAAAAAGAAAUCUCCAAAAUGAUCUAAAAUCAAGACGUAAAUCCUCAUUCUCAUCCUCAACUCUCUUUCUCUCUCACCAUCAUCCUGAUUUUAAUUCAAUUUUAAUUUAAUUUAAUGUUCAUUUUAAUUCUACAAAAUUAAAAACCAACGAUCUACUAAUGUAGAUGAUUAACUUUCAAUUUUAACCUUCACUUUUAAUUGUAUUCAAUACUAAUCUUUGUCUUCAUUUGUUAUUUUUUUUCAAAGUUUGUUUGUGAAAGUUAAUUGUUGUUAAUCAAUAUGCUAAUUCAACUUAGAUCAGUUCCUGAUUGAAUUGAAUGAAUUAUGAUUUCUUUGACUCGCCAUUCAAAUACAAGUUUAAUUAAUGAAUUCAAUAUACAAUUCAACUACAAAUAUUUUUGUUUUUUAUUUUUUAUUUUACUUUAAUUUAAAUAUUAAGUAACUUUAUAGUUGAAUUUAUUAAUUCAGAAUCAUAAACAUCUUGUUGGAUCAAGUUCAGUUCAAUCGGGAUACACUUUUACAGUUGCUGGAUCAAUUAGAUCACCAUUGAAAUGGAAAAAUUUGGUCCAUUCUAAACAAGAAGUUUCAGAUGAUAGAAAUUGGUAUUUUAAAUGAGAAUUGUAAUCUUCGAUUCCAAGCUUAAAAUUGACAAGAUGUUGACACCAACUAAUCCAAGGUUUAUUGAAUAAAUCUUUUGAGCCUUUAAAGGUAGGAUUAAUCAAAUGGUAUUUAACGAACAAAUCAUUUCUUCGUUUUUCUUCGUAAAUGUUAUCAGGAAAAGUGUGGAUGUAAAGUGUUUGAUGUUUUGUUAUCCACAAUUAUACUGUUAAUUAGUGGUUAAUGUUGAUGAUUAAACAGCAAAAGUAUCAAUGUGUUACUUUGAUGGUUAGUUCUUAAGAAGCCUUUAAAGAAAGAAAGAAGAAAAGAAAGACAAAGAGCGAGAGAGAGAGAGAGAGAAAAAAGAGCUUUGAGAGAGAAAGGCGAAAAUGGUGCGCGUUGUUAUUUGGAUUUUGAGUUCUUUAUCUAUUUAUAUAUCUCUUUAAUCAUCAAGUUUGUUGUUCAUAAAUCGCGCUUUUCAAUAAAAUCACGCCACUAGUCGGGUCUGGGGUUAUUUUUCCAUUGGAAACCUUCCUAUACUGGUUUUCAUUCUCUUUCAUUCUCUCUUUUCCUCUCUUUCUUCUGACUCUUUUGUUUUGUUUUAGUUUUAGUUUUUUUUUGCUCUUCCAUCAUCAUCUUAUUACCAUGAAUUCAGUGUUGAUUUUCUAUUCUCUUUCAAUGGAAUCAAACCUUCACUCCAAAGGAAUCAACAUUGUAAACAAAAGACCAAACGUUUCAUCUUCUUCAUGAUUUCUUUCUCUAUUUUCACCAUCUUUUCUUCUUGUUUAUGUCAAUCUCGUCUUCUUCUUUUUCCCUUUCUUAUUGUUAAUUACAUGAGAUAAAUGUUUAUCUACAGUUAAUUACAUGUUCGAUAAACUGUUGUCACCCAUUGAUAGACAGAUUUUAGAGACAAAUACACAUCCAAGAUUAUAAAAGAAACAGUGAUUGCUUGAGAUUACCACUAAUCCUUGAAAAUACGAAACAAAAAUAAGAAAUAUUACAGAAUCUGGUCUCUGUAUUACUACAAGAUAAACCCAUUAAAUUGUGUCAUCAUUAUUUGUGGACGGUGAUAUUGAUUUAACCUUAAUCUCGAUCUGUUGGUAUUGCUCAUUUUUCGCUGAGCUGCAAAAACAAUCAACUUGGAAUCAUUUCUCUAGCCCUAACCUAUUUUCUGGUUUCACUGAUUACCCAUUUAUUAUGGAUAAUUUAUUUCCUCAAUCACUAUCUUCUAAACAAUUAAUUUCCUGCCUGUAACAACAACAACAACAUUACCUGUGACCCUUUAAAAUCCAAUCCAAUCAAUCUGGAUAAUCUACCUUCUUUAUUUACCAUCCAAUGUAAAUAAUCUGGAUAUUUUUUGAUUGUAUUACGAUUGAAAGUAUCUUGCAAUCUAAACCAAAUAACCAACUCAGUAUUACUAAAUUAUAUUACAAUUAGAUCUGAAUUAUCAUCAUCACCAUUUGGACACAACACCUCAAGUGCUCAAUUCUCAUAUGCUUUGCUCCAUUCAUAACAUAAAAAUCCAUUAACUUAAUUACUCUCACACACAUAUAUAAUAUUUUAUAUUCAUCAAGCAACAAUCAACAGUAUUCAUCGAUCUAUAUCUUCGUCAUAAUAAAGAUCUAAAGAAAAUAACAACAAUCAACCAAGAGAAAUCAAAAAAGGACACCAAUCAUCAUGAGUGAAUUGAAGAGUUUGUUCAAAUUUUCAUCUAAAAAGGAUCUCACAUGUGAUUUUAAAAGUACAAUUAAACUUCUGGAUGACGAGGAAGUACUUGAAUGUGAUUUUACCAAAGAGCAUAAAGGACAACAUUUACUCGAUUAUUGUUAUAAGAAUCUAAAUCUAUUGGAAAAAGAUUAUUUUGGUCUUCGAUAUGUUGAUCAAAAGCAGCAAAGGAAUUGGCUUGAUCCAAGUCGAUAUAUUCUAAAGCAAGUUAAAGGAUUAAGCCCGAUUGUUUUCUGUUUUAGAGUUAAAUUCUAUCCAGCUGAUCCAAUUAGAUUGAAAGAAGAAGUUACCAGAUAUUUUAUCUUCAUGCAAUUGAGACGUGAUCUACUUCAUGGGCGACUUCAAUGUUCCUCGAAUGAACUUCCAAUUCUAAUGGCUUACAUAAUACAAUCCGAAUUGGGGGAUUAUGAUCCUCAAGAACAUGGAGAGAAUUAUAUUUCCAGCUUCAAAUUAGUUCCAAACCAAACGGCGAAACUUGAGAAAACCGUCUGGGAGAUUCACAUGAAAGACAUGAGAGGAUUAACUCCAGCUGAUGCUGAGCUCAAUUUCAUCAAGAAAGCAUCAACCCUGGAAACCUAUGGUAUCGACCCACAUCCCGUUAAAGAUCAUAAAGGUAAACAAUUAUACCUUGGAAUCAAUUAUAAUGGGAUUACAACAUUUCAAGGAAAUCGUCGAAUUCAAAGCUUUAAAUGGAAUGAAAUUCAAAAGCUCACCUAUGAAGGAAGAAUGUUCAUCGUCCAUGCAUCAACUAAUGAUAAAAAGAAACAUCUAGUUGGGUUUAAAUGUCCAAACACUUCGGCCUGUCAUUUCCUCUGGAGAUGUGCAGUUGAACAGCGAUACUUUUUCACAAUGAACUCUUCAAAUGAUAUACCUUUGGUUACCACUGGAGGUGGGCUAUUUAAAACAUGCAAAUUAAGAUACACGGGUCGAGUUGAAAAAGAAAUAAUCAAUGACAUGAAAGGAAUCGAUCGGAAGGAAGCGACUAUCCAACGAAGCUAUUCAACAGCAUCCGCACCUCCUCACAUCCGAACUAUCGGUCGUUCAAGUACUGCACCAAUUACUACCUCUGAACAGGAUCGAGAACACGAAUCUCCUAAUCGAGAAUCAAAUUUCAAUGGGAAAGAUCCUUAUUGGAACUAUUCUACUUUCUCGGAACCAGAGGAAAAUCAUGUAACCUCUUCACCCCAUGCUUUGGAUCCUUUCGACGAGGAAGAGUGGGACACUUCAAUGACGUCCACUCUUCCCACUGAGUUUGACUUGAGGCCUGAUAUUACGCCCACCGAUGAAGAAAGUCGUUCUAUGGCAUUCGAAAUUCCUGCUGUUCGAUCUUCUCCGUCUGCGAAUCUUUUCAAGAAAAAUGGUACUGGCGAGGGUGGAGAUGAUACCACGGGAGAUGAUGAAGAGAUAGAACAUGAUGACGAUGAUCUUGGUGAUCAUCAUAAUGAAAAUAACAUUGACCAGGGAAGCUCAGGGUGUGGAACUAGUGGCGAUGGGAAAAAGUUGAUUAAACCAUUGAUCAAAUUAUCUACACCCAAUUCUGAGGAUGAUAAAAACGCUGAGGAAAAUCCAUUCGAUCCACUAGGCUCGUGUCGACCGUGUUGCAAUCUACUACACUUACGGACUUUCAUGUUAACAGCAUUAUUGUUACUCUUGUUCGCCUCGUGCCUUGUUGUGUUGGUCAUCGAAUCGGAGUCCGAUAUGUUUGGACCUUUACGAAAAACCCCUGAAAUGGUCAUUCUUCGUCGAGAUUAUUAUGAGCCAAUGAAGAGAAAUUUUAUGAGAAAAUUUAUCAGAUAAGAUUAAUUUUAAUUGUAAACAAUUUAAACGUCCAUUCCUGAUAUAAACCAACAACAACAACAACAACAACAAAGAUCUGACCAAAAAGACUGACCAAUUUGUGAGAAACCAUAACAAUUCAUCCAAGAAAACUAAUUGUGACAAUUAUCAAUCAUUGUAUUCACCUAUGAAUUUAAUUAAGUGAAACUCAAACCAUAUAAACAUGGUUUAAAUUGUAACAAUUAACAAAAAAUUCCGAACCCAAGAAAAAACAAACCUUUAAACAAACUAAUCCAUUCAUGAAAAGCUAACAGAGAAAAAGCCAUUGACGAACAUACAAAACAAUUAACAAUUCUUUAAAUUGAUGUAAUUUCUAAAAGAUAAUCAUCUUAAUCACAAUUUGUACAAUUCUCAUGACCCAAACAAUUAACGAUAAUAUAAACCAAUUGAUAUUGUCUUGA
Molecule: messenger RNA, 5599 nt
Organism: Panonychus citri (citrus red mite)
Lineage: Eukaryota; Metazoa; Arthropoda; Arachnida; Trombidiformes; Tetranychidae
Gene: Frmd5
Product: FERM domain-containing protein 5-like
Exons: 8
Coding region: 3315-5159 (614 amino acids)
Cellular component (GO): cytoskeleton
Molecular function (GO): cytoskeletal protein binding
Source: RefSeq, a predicted model, not a curated record